CUAAUUUCCUUGCAUGGCGUGCAUGCUUCAUUAGUGUAAUCCAUGCUAUUUAUCUAUUUUUUUCUUGUGACUAAAGGGCCACAAAUCCGAAUGAGCUCACACGAUCUAGAAGGGUAAGAGAAGGGCUGCGCACAUGCCAUCUAUUAGCAGCCAGAUUUUUCCGUGUCUCUUUCUGUCUUGUAAUUUGCUUAUCUUCCCUUAGGUCUAUGAAUGUGCUGUAUGUACAUAAACCAGAUGAUUAUAUAGCUCCUCCAUGCACGUAUAUACCAGUUAUAGCUGAGUCAGUUUUCUCUAUUGGUUGAGUGUCCUAGCGAGAUGGGUAACAGUUAUUCUUUCUUCUUCGCACUCGUUUGUCUUGUUGUUUUGGCUUCUACCCUUGCACUGGCUUCUGCUUACUGUGGACCGAUAAAGGCUGACGACAGGGAUCGACUUCAGUUCGCUUUGAAUUUGGAAUUCUUUGAAGCAGAAUUCUUCUUGUUUGGUGCACUUGGUCACGGGCUUGAUGCUCUUGCUCCUGCUUUAGCCGGUGGAGGUCCUCCUCCGAUUGGAGCCCAAAAGGCGAAACUUGAUCUUGUUUCUCGUCAGAUCAUCGAGGAAUUUGGUUAUGAAGAAAUCGGCCAUCUCAGGGCUAUUAUAACAACGGUUGGUGGAUUUCCAAGGCCUCAAUAUGAUCUCAGCCCUCAAAAUUUUGCAAGAGUGUUUGACAGAGCACUUGGCUACAAAUUAGUCCCUCCAUUUAACCCUUACCUUAGCACUGUCAACUAUCUCUUAGCAUCCUACGUUAUUCCUUAUGUGGGACUGGUGGGAUAUGUUGGGACCAUUCCAGACCUAGCCAACUACCCUACUAAAAAACUUGCCGCAUCACUUUUAGGCGUUGAGGCAGGACAAGAUGCAGUGAUUCGAGCACUGCUCUAUGGGAGAGCUUAUGAGAAAGUGCAUCCUUACAAUAUUACUGUGGCAGAGUUCACUAACAGUAUAUCAUAUCUAAGGAACGAACUUGCCAUGUGUGGGAUUAAAGAUGAAGGUUUAAUUGUACCUCUAGAACUUGGAGCUGAGCAAAAGACUGAAACUAACGUCUUAUCAGCAGACGCCAAUUCCCUUUCCUAUGCCCGAACUCCACCUGAAAUUUUAAGAAUAAUUUAUGGAACUGGUAGUGAAUAUGAGCCUGGCGGUUUUCUGCCCAAGGGUGCAAAUGGUCGGAUUGCAAAGAGUUUUUAUAAAGUUUAGGGAGAUUGGUGAAAAAUUAAAUUUGCUAUAUCAGUUGCUUAUUUCCUAUGAUUAAGUAAUUUUGAUGUUUGAAAUAAUUUGUAUCAAAUUUGUGAUAAUGAAUAACAGCAAGUCUUGAGUGUGCCUAUUAGUA
Molecule: messenger RNA, 1360 nt
Organism: Hevea brasiliensis (rubber tree)
Lineage: Eukaryota; Viridiplantae; Streptophyta; Magnoliopsida; Malpighiales; Euphorbiaceae
Product: ferritin-like catalase Nec2
Exons: 3
Coding region: 316-1227 (303 amino acids)
Source: RefSeq, a predicted model, not a curated record